AUGAAAUUCGCCACGGUCGCUACCUUCGCUGCGUUAUCGGUCCCUGCCGUAAUGGCCACUACUCAUACAAUGUGCUACAACUACUUCCUGCAGAAAGAUGGAUGUGUUUUUUCUGCCGCAGCACUUGACCAAAGAUGUCCAGCUCCGGCCAAGCAACACAGUACUCCAGUCAAAGCUUUUGCUAUGGCUUCUAACUCUCGAAUGGCUAAGCGCAGCGAUGUCGCCGUUUACAAAUCCGCCUCCGAAUCCCACGAAUUGGAGCGCCGGUAUAACACCACCAGACCGAGCUUUGCGGUCGCUGGUGGUAACGGCGUUUGCGGUUACUACGAUUCGAAAAAAGAACCUGGUGUAUGUCUUUGGAGUGGAGUCCCUCCUGUAACCGUGCAAACAGCUGGAUGGCUCAACGGUGCGAAGACGUCCAACUGCGGGAAGAGAGUAUAUAUCCAGAGGAAAGGGCAGCCCAGCACUGUCAAGUUCGUGAGGGUGCUUGAUGGCUGCGAUUUCGGCACCACGAGACCUGAUCCGGGAUGCUUUGAUAUUGCUGUUACUAUUGCGCUCUUCAACCUAUUUAACCCCACCUAUGAUGAACAGAGAGCUGGUGAACUUAUUGGAGGCAUUACUUGGGACUGGGACAACCUGGACAACACCCAUACUCAACAGGCCCCGGUCUGA
Molecule: messenger RNA, 672 nt
Organism: Puccinia triticina
Lineage: Eukaryota; Fungi; Basidiomycota; Pucciniomycetes; Pucciniales; Pucciniaceae
Exons: 9
Coding region: 1-672 (223 amino acids)
Source: RefSeq, a predicted model, not a curated record